This is a messenger RNA of Zalophus californianus (California sea lion), 1196 nucleotides long. It is a transcript of the gene MRPL30, whose product is annotated as mitochondrial ribosomal protein L30. The record is from RefSeq and is a predicted model, not a curated record. Gene Ontology annotation, molecular function: structural constituent of ribosome. NCBI's taxonomy places the organism in Eukaryota, Metazoa, Chordata, Mammalia, Carnivora, Otariidae. The coding region runs from base 621 to 1106 and encodes 161 amino acids. Gene Ontology annotation, biological process: translation. Gene Ontology annotation, cellular component: large ribosomal subunit; mitochondrion. The transcript has 8 exons.
GGCUGGCCUCGCUAGCAGCCUGCAGGCCGUGGGGUCACACGCGUCCUUCUCCCGCACGGGCCCGCGCGCGGCCCUGGCCGCGACCGGAAGCAGCGUGGGCGAAGCUGGGAGCGGGGCUCGCGGGGCGCUGCGGCGGGCGGCCCUUUGCGGGGGACGGGGAACUGAGACCCUGAGGCCGGGCCCCGCGCGUGCACCGCCCCGGGCCGCCGCUGCCGGUGCUGUUUUACUCGGCACUUGGGAGGACCUAACUCCUCGGUUAGGUACGGCCUAGCCCCAACAUAGGAGGGUAAAAAACUCAAACGUGUUGGUGCCAGCUCUGUGCGUUCCCACAGGGAGCCAAGAAGGCGAAAUAAAACAAGCACAUGACCAUUGCGAGACUCUGGAACCCCUGCCUAAGGUUUUGUUGUGUCUCUACAUCUCUUCAUCGCCAGAUUUCUUGAAGGAGUAACAUCACUGCCAACCACUUCGUGUCUCUGCAGUUCAUUCACAUACUCCUCUGAUUUCUACGAACUUCCAAGGCCAAGUCUGUACCUCUUGUGGUGAUGGUAUGAACUACCCACUAUCUUUACAAUCUCUUUUUUUGCUUACAUCAGCCUCAGAAGAGAACAGUCACCACACUCAUGGCAGGGAUUUUGCGCUCAAUAGUUCAGAGGCCCCCAGGCAGACACCAAACUGUGACAAAAGGUGUGGAGUCUCUUAUUUGCACGGAUUGGAUUCGUCACAAAUUUACCAAGUCAAGAAUUCCAGAUAAAGUAUUUCAGCCUUCACCUGCAGAUCAUGAAAAAUAUGGUGGGGAUCCACAGCACCCUCAUAAACUGCAUAUUGUUACCAGAAUAAAAAGUACAAAAAGACGUCCAUAUUGGGAAAAAGAUAUAAUAAAGAUGCUUGGAUUAGAAAAAGCACAUACUCCUCAAGUUCACAAGAAUAUCCCUUCAGUGAACGCAAAACUGAAAGUGGUUAAACAUUUGAUAAGGAUCAAGCCCCUGAAGUUGCCCCAAGGACUUCCAGCAGAGGAGGACAUGUCUAACACGUGCCUCAAGAGCACUGGGGAAUUAGUGGUGCAGUGGCAUCUAAACCCCAUAGACCAGGAAGCAGUUAAGUCCUAAGGCCAGAGCAGUUUCAUAUUAAAAAAUGCAAAUCAUUUUUAUUUAAAGGUAGUGAGAAAGUGUUCUCAUUAAAAUAUAUUUUAAAUACUA